Molecule: messenger RNA, 1623 nt
Organism: Carassius auratus (goldfish)
Lineage: Eukaryota; Metazoa; Chordata; Actinopteri; Cypriniformes; Cyprinidae
Product: transcription initiation factor TFIID subunit 7-like
Exons: 13
Coding region: 247-1335 (362 amino acids)
Biological process (GO): RNA polymerase II preinitiation complex assembly; transcription initiation at RNA polymerase II promoter
Cellular component (GO): transcription factor TFIID complex
Molecular function (GO): RNA polymerase II general transcription initiation factor activity
Source: RefSeq, a predicted model, not a curated record
CCAAUUAAUCCACAGAAGCAGCAGCAGAGAGUUCGCCGAGGCACAGCAAUAUUUAUUAGUAACUUUUUAUUUUCUCUCUCUCAAAAAUCUGUUUAUUUACUCCGUGUAUAAUUCAUGAUAACUUUUCUAUUAUAACCAUUUUAUUCUUUGUGUAUUUUAAAGAACCGAAUAAUUAACAAUUAUUAUAUCUGACGCUUAUAUCCUUUUCACACUUUAUAUAACGUCAUUUCGAAUAAGGAACCAAAGAUGACCUCAAAAACGAAAGUGGGAAAGGUGGGCUCCAAAAGCAAAGAAGAUGCUCCUCAUGAGCUGGAGAGUCAGUUUGUUCUUCGGCUCCCACAGGAGUAUGCCUCCACAGUCAGACGGAUCGCCCAAUCUAGCAGCAUGAACAUAAAAGACAGACUUACUAUCGAGUUACAUGCUGAUGGUCGCCAUGGGAUUGUACGUGUAGAUCGUGUCCCUUUAGCAUGUAAAUUAGUGGAUUUACCCUGCAUCCUGGAGUCAUUAAAAACGGUUGACAAAAAGACCUUCUAUAAGACUGCCGACAUCUGUCAGAUGCUGGUAUGCACACUGGAUGGAGAUCUGUACCCCCCUCUAGAGGAGCCCACAGGCACUACAGACUCCAAAGGCAAAAAGAAAGACAAGGAAAAAGACAAGAAAUUUGUUUGGAACCAUGGCAUUACGCUUCCUCUGAAGAACACGAGGAAGAGGCGGUUCAGGAAGACAGCGAAGAAGAAGUACAUCGAGUCUCCUGAUGUGGAAAAGGAGGUGAAGAGGCUCUUGAGCACAGACGCCGAAGCCGUCAGUGUUCGAUGGGAGGUGAUUGCUGAGGAUGAGACCAAAGAACCUGACAACAGCUUAUCUCUGUCCAACUUGGAGUCUUCACCUGGAACCUCGGGACACAAGGGUCACGGCUCUUCAGUCCAACAUGACGAGCUACGCGAGAUCUUCAACGACAUCAGCAGCAGCAGCGAGGAUGAGGACGAGGAGGCUGACCGAAACGAGGACGAUGACCUUAACAUCAUGGACACUGAAGACGACAUGGUCAGGCAGCUCCAUGAGAAACUGAACGAGACCGGCGGAAGCAGAGACAAGAAUGACCGUAACAGUCAGAUCGUAAUGGAGUAUCAGGUGCAGAUCAACAAUUUGAAGGCCAAGCUUCAGGACACACGUAACCGCAAGAAGGAACAGGAGAAAUUGAUAAUGGAGGUGGAAAAUCAAGCACUGAGGGAUCGUUUCCAGGGUCUUUUGAAUGGUAUGAUUCAUCAAGAAGAGCAAGAGAUGCAACAACUGGCUUCCCUUCAAGAGCAGCUGGACUCGCUGAUCGAGAAGUGAUGCUCACGAUUACGAAGAUACUGCAAUACAAUGACUCUGACCAGAGGCAACUGCUGAACACAUCAUUGACUUUACUGCAUGUAUUAGCUAAAUUUGGACGUCCCAUUUGUGUUGAGACUCAUAGAAAUAUUGUCAACAUAUUCAACUGAAUGCUCGUCACACAAGUUUCAUCUCAUGCAAGAUUGUGUAUUUGUACUUUUUGUGACGUUACUUCUUCUGCUCCUUAAGCCUGCAAAUUUGUAAGCUACUCCCAUUAUGGUGGUCAAUAAACUGGAAAAUCAUACUAGA